This is a messenger RNA of Dictyostelium discoideum AX4, 1752 nucleotides long. RefSeq lists its product as hypothetical. The transcript is spliced from 2 exons. Gene Ontology annotation, biological process: mitochondrion organization. Bases 1 to 1752 code for a protein of 583 amino acids. Gene Ontology annotation, cellular component: mitochondrion. NCBI's taxonomy places the organism in Eukaryota, Evosea, Eumycetozoa, Dictyosteliales, Dictyosteliaceae. The record is from RefSeq and is a predicted model, not a curated record.
AUGAAUUACUCAAACAAUGAAGAUAAACAAGAAUUGAUUACCAUUCAAAUUGGUAAUUUCUCAAAUUUUAUUGGAGCACAUUUUUGGAAUAUUCAAGAAGAGAAUUAUCAAUACUCCAAAAGAGAACAAUCACAAUAUGAAAUUGAACCUGAAAUGUUAUUUCGUUCAAAUAUUAAUAGUGAAACAUUUGAUAAGGAUAUAAAAUAUACACCAAGAUUAUUGUUAUUUGAUUUCAAGAGUAAUUUCGGAUCAAUGAAUAGUGAUGGAAAAGUUUUAAAACAAACAAGUAAAAAUAUUGAUAAUAAUGAUAUACUUAAUAGUGGUAGUGGUGGUAGUAGUGUUAAUAAAAUUAUAAAACAAUCAACAGGUAAACCAAUUGAUAGAGAGAAUACAUUAAUUGAUAAUUCAAAUGUUGAUUUCGAGUAUUGGUCAGAUUAUUUAAAUGUAGAUUAUAAUAGUAGAGGAUUAAUAUCAAUACCAGAUUCUUUAUUAAAUAUUGGUAGUCAAGUUAGUGGUAGUGCUAAUGGUCUUAUAUAUGAUGAUGGUUUCGAUAUGUUUGAAUCAAAUUAUGAAUAUGUUACAGAUAUUUAUCAAGAUAAUUUACGAAGAAUGAUUGAAGAAUGUGAUAAUUUAUCAGGAUUUCAAUGUUUGAUAGAUACUGAUGGUAUUUGGGGUGGUGUUAGUACAUCGGUUUUAUCACAUAUUCAAGAUGAAUACUCUUCAAAGGUUAUAUCAACUUGGGCAUCUACUAAUUACAAUCAUCAGAUCGAUUUGGGUAAUGAAGAGUCAAUUGAUGAAAGAAUUUAUAAUAGUUCAAAAACAAUUCAAUCAAUUGCUCCAUCCUCUGGUACUGGUUUAACUGAUCUUUUUAUACCAUUAUCUUGUCAAAGAUGGUGGUCAACCAAUAAAGGAAUAAUGACACCACUUGGUAGUUCAAUUAAUAAAUCAAAAUAUCAAACUAGUGCAGAGAUAGCAGCAUCAAUUGAUACAGCAACACUUUAUUAUAGAUCAAAUUAUUCAUCACAAACAUUGUCAUCAUUUGUUUCACAUUUAACAAGUUCACCAUCACGUAAACUAUGCGUUUUAUCAAGUAGUUUUCCAAAUAGAUUACAAGAGUUUGGUUUCACUUAUUCCUCUUCAAAGUAUAGUCGUGAACCAACUUUUCCAAAUCAACCAUUGUAUAGUCAUCCACUAAUGAAUUAUCUCUCGCCAAGAAUCGAACAACCUGUUAAUCUAUCAACUAGUAGUAGUAACCCAUUAACUGAAAUCAUUUCAUUAAGAGGUAUUGAUAUUUUCAAAUCAAUAGAUCACCAUCAUGAUAGAUCAGAACUUUUAAAUAAUUAUGAUAAAAUUUCAUCAUUAUUUAAAAUUUACCUUUCAAAUAGUUACAAUGGUCAUGGUAGAUCUGUUUUAAAUCGUUCAAUUGUUAAUAUUGUUCAACCAUUUAUUAUGAAAAAAAAUCAUUUUCCAGUUUUAUCAAAUAAUAAAAAUAAAAAUAAUAAUAAUCAAAAUGAAAAUAAUAAUAUUAAUAAUAAUUCAAUUGAAGAAAAUCAAGAAAUAAUUGAAAAUCCAAAUACAAUUUUAACUCAUUUACAAAAUACAAAUUUAAUUCAUCCAUUCAUUCAAUAUUUAAAUCAAGGUUAUAAACAAAUAGUACAAUCAAAAAGAAUGAAAAGAUUAACAAUUGAUCAAGAUUCUUUUGCUGAAACAAUUGAAAUAUUAAAUUAUUUAUCUGAUAGUUAUCAAGAAUAA